AUGUCUAAACAUAACACGUUUAAAAAUCUUGUAAAACUGAAUGGGAUGUUGAAAAAGGAAGAAAUUCUCGUGUUGUUUUUCCACAGUUGUAUUUUGGAUAAUAAUUUUAUAUACAAACUGAAUGACGAAAAAAAUAUCAAGGUAUUAGAAAAUAAGGAGAAAAUACAAGUUUCAUCAGAUGGAUAUAUAAAACAUAUGAUAGAUAGUGACAAUGAGAAAUUUUUUGUAAGUCGAAUAUUAAUAGAGCCUGAUUGGAGGAAUAAUUCUAAUAAUUACAAUUUUAUGUACAAAAGUGCAGAAAAGAAUUAUACAUAUAAUUUGAAUAUAUUAAAAAUAGAAAAUUCGUUAGUUUUGCAAAUUAUUGACACUGCACAGCCAUCCAUAGUCCACUCAGUUACAAUUGAUAUGGACAAAUAUAUAAAUAAUUGCAGUGCUGAAAAAAACAUAACUGAUAAUAUUGAAGAAAGUAUACAGAUAGAAAAGUUAGAAAAAAUAUUUCAGACACACAUAUUAAGUAAUAUGAAAAAUGGAAAUGACAAUAACAAUGAUAAUAAUCGGAAAGGCCUGAAAGGCAUUACUGUUGAACCCAAUGCAAAUGAGUACUCUAAGAAUAUUUUUCGCGCAGACAAAGACUUAUAUCUUUUACAAAAUUUCAAUGACGAUUAUUUUGAUGAUAAGAAUCCAUCCAUUGGACGAAAUUUGAUUCCAGAUCUUAGAAACAAUAUUCCUGUUUUAAAACCAGAUGGAUUAUUAGUAGGACCCGAUAAUAAAUUUUUUAAUCAGAAGAAUUUGCGUUAUGACCCUAUUGGACCAUUUGGAAAUGAACCUAAUUCUGACAAUAAGCCCUUUGAAUUUCAAAAUAAUUUCCCCUUUUAA
Messenger RNA from Plasmodium gonderi, 876 nucleotides. RefSeq lists its product as hypothetical. The transcript has a single exon. Gene Ontology annotation, molecular function: proteasome binding; endopeptidase inhibitor activity. The coding region runs from base 1 to 876 and encodes 291 amino acids. Lineage: Eukaryota; Apicomplexa; Aconoidasida; Haemosporida; Plasmodiidae. The record is from RefSeq and is a predicted model, not a curated record. Gene Ontology annotation, biological process: proteasome-mediated ubiquitin-dependent protein catabolic process.